GCAAGACCUGCACUGAAGCGACUCGCCUCUUGUAUCCAGUUGUAUUGCUAGCAUGCCUCAAACCAGAUCUCAGUCACAGGCAAAGAUCAGUUUCCCAAAAAAGAAACUAUCUCAGAAAUUGGAUAAAACUAAAAUCUCUAAUGAUACCAAACGAGAACUGACAAAUAUAAAGGCCACACCCCGUUCUCCUUGUGAAAAAAUUCUGCCUCUGAGCCCCAGAAAACGUCUGGGUGAUGACAACCUGUGCAACACGCCCCACUUGCCUCUCUGUUCUCCACCAAAACAAGGCAAGAAGGAAAACGGUCCCCCUCGCUCCGGUACACCCAAGGGGCGCAGAUUGGUAUUUGAUGGUCAGCUAGCAAUUAAGUCUCCAGGAAAAAGCGACAAAAGUGAACCAGCCAGAGUUAGCCCAAACAAAACAUGUCCCACUAUUCCACAAGAUCAAGCGGUUACUGCCAAGUCAGAGCAGAGUUCUCAGCAGGAAAAAGAAUCUGCGAGUUUAAGACUAUUCAAGCAAGCAGGCACUUGCUAUCAACAAGCCAAGCUGGUCCUGAAUACAGCUGUCCCUGAUCGGCUGCCGGCUAGGGAAAAGGAGAUGGAUGUCAUCAGGAGUUUCUUGAGGGAGCACAUCUGUGGGAGGAAAGCUGGAAGUCUUUAUCUCUCUGGGGCUCCUGGAACUGGAAAAACUGCCUGUUUAAACCGAAUUCUGCAAGACCUCAAGAAGCAGCUGAAAGGCUUUAAAGCAGUCGUGCUGAAUUGUAUGUCCUUGAGGAGUGCCCAGGCUGUGUUCCCAGCCAUUGCUCAGGAGAUUUGUCUGGAAGGAGUGGCCCAGGCAACUGGGAAGGACUUGCUGAAGAAACUGGAAAGUUCUGUGACUGCUCAGAAGGGCCCCAUGAUUGUGCUGGUGUUGGACGAAGUGGACCAGCUGGACAGCAGAGGGCAAGAUGUGUUAUAUACACUCUUUGAAUGGCCAUGGCUACAAGAUUCCCGACUGGUACUGAUUGGUAUAGCUAAUACACUGGAUCUCACAGACAGAAUUCUGCCAAGGCUUCAAGCUAGAAAAAAAUAUAAGCCACAGCUGCUGAACUUCCCACCAUACACCAAAAAUCAGAUAGCCAUUAUCUUGCAGGAUCGACUUAAACAGGCAUCUAGAGAUCAGGUUCUGGAUGAUGCUGCGAUUCAGUUCUGUGCCCGCAAAGUCUCUGCUGUUUCUGGCGACGUUCGAAAAGCGCUCGAUGUUUGCAGGAGAGCUAUUGAAAUUGUAGAGUCGGAUGUCAAAAGCCAGACUAUCCUCAAGCCACUGUCUGAAUGUCAGUCACCCUGUGAAUCACUGGUCCCCAAGCGGGUUGGUCUUGUUCACAUAUCCCAAGUCAUCUCAGGAGUGGAUGGGAACAGAAUGAGUGCGAGCCAACCAGGAGCCCCCGACUCCUUCCCUCUUCAGCAGAAGAUCUUGGUCUGCUCUAUGAUGCUCUUGACCAGGCAGCUGAAAACCCGAGAGGUCACUCUGGGGAAGCUCUACGAGGCCUAUGGGAAGGUCUGCCGCAGGCAGCAGGUGUCAGCUGUGGACCAAUCUGAAUGUUUGUCACUUGCAGAGCUGCUAGAAGCCAGGGGCAUUUUAGGAAUAAAGAAAAGCAAGGAGACACGCCUUUCAAAGGUUUCCUUGAAGAUUGAAGAGAAGGAAGUAGAACAUGCUCUGAAAGACAAAGCUUUAGUUGGAAAUAUUUUAGCUACUGGAUUGCCUUAA
Molecule: messenger RNA, 1744 nt
Organism: Suncus etruscus (white-toothed pygmy shrew)
Lineage: Eukaryota; Metazoa; Chordata; Mammalia; Eulipotyphla; Soricidae
Gene: CDC6
Product: cell division cycle 6
Exons: 12
Coding region: 53-1744 (563 amino acids)
Biological process (GO): mitotic DNA replication checkpoint signaling; DNA replication initiation; cell division
Cellular component (GO): nucleus
Molecular function (GO): DNA replication origin binding; ATP hydrolysis activity
Source: RefSeq, a predicted model, not a curated record